UGACCCCCAGACACAGGAAGUGCAUGGCACACAACUGUUGACUGAAUCAAUGAAUGGGUGUAGGUGGGGUUUGGUGAGGUGAGUGCAGGGAACUGCCAACAAUCGAUGCUUCGUGGACCAGGGAAACCUCAGCACAGAGAAGCCUAGCUGGGAAGGGCCUUGUUGCCAAGCGUGGGGACUCAGCCUCUGGCCAAUCGUGACUGAUUGCAGGGUGAAAGGCACAGUUCUCAGGCUCGUCGUAUAUAUGUACAGGGACCAGGGUGGAUCAUAUAUGUGGACAGGGACCGAGAGUACCAAGUGUGCCAGGUGGCAGAGAGAAGCUUGGGGCCUGAACAGGCAAGAGAGGUGGCAGGCCUUCCAGAAGGGCAAGGGACCCCAGGCAGUUCCAGACCCCAAGUCUCCCCCUCCAGGCCAUUCCCUUUGACUAUAAAGGGGAAUGCACACUGGGCUCCCUGCUGUGUUACAGCCCACCUCUUUGACCCUAGGGUUUAUGAUUACUGAACAUUCAGGAUCCAACCAAUGAGGCAGCCAGCCUGCUUUCAAGGGCUGGGCAAGCCCCGGACGGUAUCUCCUGGAUGCCAGUGAGCGGCUGAGAGCUGAAGCUCCCUGGACACUCAAGGCUCUUGUGGUGACAGGUGAGGGGACUGGGUGGAAGGACAGUGCUCUGAGCAUGCACCUUCCAUGGGAUCUGGAGGCUGGCCUGUUUUUUAUGCUUGGCUCUUAUGCCACCUCAGCAACCUAAAAACUUACAGUAAAGCUGGAGGGAGCGUUUCCUGAAACUUGUGUUGGACACAGGAUUUCUGCGAUGUAUGGUCCCUAGAGAAGGAUGAAAGGGUUGCACGUGUGGCCUGCCUGAGGUAGGUGCCCCCUCAAUGCACAGAGAAGCUGAGAGAGCCAGAAAAAGGAAACAGAGGGAAGAGCAGUGGGUACUUCAUCUAUCAGGGCUUUAUAGAAGGUAUUUUAUUCAAUCUUCACAACAACUCUAGAAGGUAGGUUUUCUUCUCCCCUGUUCUAUAGAUGAAGAAAUGGAGGCUCAGAGAGGUUAAGUGACAUGCCCAAGGUCACACAGCUAGAAAGGGAUGGAACCAGAUUCCAAUGCAGGUCUUUCUGACUCUACUUUCUCCCAGUGGCAGAGGCCUGCUUCCUCAUGGGCAAAAGCGGAAAGACACACCCUUGAGCAGGUCUCCCUGUUCCUGCAAGUCUGGGAGCCAUGCAGGCACUCACAUGAUAUUCUCUCUCUUCCCCAGGCCUGGCGUAAAGGUGUGUAGGGAGGCCUAGCUCUGUCUCCCAGACUUAGAGAUUUCAGACACAGACGUCUGUCCAUGGCUCCUUAUCACAUCCGCAAAUACCAGGAGAGCGACCGCCAGUGGGUCGUGGGCUUGCUCUCCCGGGGGAUGGCCGAGCACAUCCCAGCCACCUUCUGGCAAUUGCUGAAGCUGCCUCAAAGCCUCCUACUCUUACUUGGGGGGCCCCUCGCCCUACUCCUGGUCUCUGGCUCCUGGCUUCUGGCCCUUGUGUUCAGCCUCAGCCUCCUCCCUGCCCUGUGGUUCCUUGCCAAAAAACCCUGGACGGAGUUUGUAGACAUGACAUUGCGCACAGACAUGUCUGACAUCACCAAAUCCUACCUGAGUGAGCGUGGCUCCUGCUUCUGGGUGGCCGAGUCUGAAGAGAAGGUGGUGGGCAUGGUAGGAGCUCUGCCCGUUGAUGAUCCCACCUUGAGGGAGAAGCGGUUGCAGCUGUUUCAUCUCUUUGUAGACAGUGAGCACCGUCGUCAGGGGAUAGCAAAAGCCCUGGCCAGGACUGUCCUCCAGUUUGCCCGGGACCAGGGCUACAGUGAAGUUGUCCUGGACACCAGCACCAUCCAGCUCUCUGCCAUGGCCCUCUACCAGAGCAUGGGCUUCAAGAAGACGGGCCAGUCCUUCUUCUGCGUGUGGGCCAGGCUAGUGGCUCUUCCUACAGUUCAUUUCAUCUACCGCCUCCCUUCUUCUAAGGUAGGGAGUCUGUGAUCUCUUUCUGUGUGUAUUGGUCAGAAUAGAAUCCAUUCAGCUGUAGCAGCAAGCAAUCCCCAACCUUUCACUGCAAUGACCUUUCAAUGCAAUAAAAGCUUAUUGUCCAUUCA
This is a messenger RNA of Nomascus leucogenys (northern white-cheeked gibbon), 2119 nucleotides long. RefSeq names its product N-acetyltransferase 8. Lineage: Eukaryota; Metazoa; Chordata; Mammalia; Primates; Hylobatidae. Bases 1323 to 2006 code for a protein of 227 amino acids. The transcript has a single exon. The record is from RefSeq and is a predicted model, not a curated record. Gene Ontology annotation, molecular function: N-acetyltransferase activity.